Molecule: messenger RNA, 975 nt
Organism: Planococcus citri (citrus mealybug)
Lineage: Eukaryota; Metazoa; Arthropoda; Insecta; Hemiptera; Pseudococcidae
Product: mediator of RNA polymerase II transcription subunit 29-like
Exons: 6
Coding region: 386-841 (151 amino acids)
Biological process (GO): regulation of transcription by RNA polymerase II
Cellular component (GO): mediator complex
Molecular function (GO): transcription coregulator activity; transcription factor binding
Source: RefSeq, a predicted model, not a curated record
AUACGACACCGACGAUUCAACAUUUUCGAACAAAUGCAGCAAAAAAAUUGCCAGUAAUCGAACGAACUUACAAUAGAACAGUGAUCGUGUUGCGUUUUGAAUUCGAGAUUGUUGUGUUCGAGCUUUUCAAAAAUGGACUAUGCCCAGGUAUCAAAAGUGAGAAAAAAACGUCAAUUUGUAAUUCAGUUCGUCGAAAGGCAUACAAAAAUGGCAUCAACAUCAAUACUGUCGAGCUAUAGCUUUAAUUCUAAAAAGGAACAGAAAAGAGAAUUGCCCACGGACUCCAACUUCAAAUCAAGACUCGGUAGAAUAUUUGAUGCAUCCAAUCACAAUCAUAUCAUCAGGAACAGUUUCCAUUUAGUAACCCUGCUGAAAAAUUAUCAUCAUGCAAGCUAAUCCGGUUCAACAGCAGCAGCAAGAGAGAGUCGAUAACAUAGCCAAAGUAAAAAUGCUCACAUCUCAACUGAGAGAUAUUUUAUCUAGUACCCUGAGAACAGCUGCUCAAACGAUUCAUGCCAACAACUUGAUUGAUUCGGGAUCUUUGAAAGCGAACGAUGCUCAGAUACCUCGUCUUGAUAAAUCUAUCGAAGAAUUCUUCGCUGUUUGCGAUCAAAUUGAAGACAACUUGAAAACAGCUAUGGAAUGCUAUCAACAAAGUGCAAGUAGUCAACGUUAUUUGCCCCUGCCGGUGGCUCCUAAUAGAUUCGAACCACAUCCUCAGGAAAACAACGCAUUGGCGUAUCCGCAAUAUUUAACUGCAGUACGAUCUCAGAUUUCUUAUUUGAAAGAAGUUCAUGAUUUGCUUUUGAAUGCUUCUCAAAAUAUUGGUCCUAAUGAAUAGGGUGAAAUAUUGAAGAUAAUUAUUAAUCGGUCGUGUAUAUUCGGCGUAUUUCUGUGAUAUUUUUUUUGUAUUGUAGGGUGUUUCUUUGUAUUUUUUUUUUGUACAUACUUAUAAUUAUACGAGUAUCAAAUGUA